This is a messenger RNA of Suhomyces tanzawaensis NRRL Y-17324, 705 nucleotides long. Its product is annotated as CREG family protein. The transcript has a single exon. The record is from RefSeq and is a predicted model, not a curated record. Bases 1 to 705 code for a protein of 234 amino acids. NCBI's taxonomy places the organism in Eukaryota, Fungi, Ascomycota, Pichiomycetes, Serinales, Debaryomycetaceae.
AUGUUGCACCAAUUGUGGAUACCUGCCAUCGCCUAUCUCGCUGCCACUGCCACUGCAGCCAGCUUGCCUGACACUCAGGUGCUUCUUGCGCCCCCUGAGCCCGGCACCCACAUCCCUGCGUUGCAGAUCCCCUCCGAGGAGGAGGCUGCUACGGUUGCAAGGACGUUGGUCCAGCGGGAAUCGCUCACCAACAUCAACACCAUCCGCAAGAUCCACCAAGACGACGGCACUACGCGCGCGCUUCCGUUUUCUGCCAUGGAGUACUACGCAGACUGCGACGAAGAUGGCGAUCCCUACUGGUUGGCAGUAGACAUAGGCACCACCUUCCAGAAUCUUCGCCAGGGGUCGGAUGUGUCGUUCACCAUCAGAGUAGGCGACCAUCCAGCGUGGGACGAAGUCAAUGCCACGUAUCCUGGCGGAAUCGAGCAGUCGCCAGCAGGCUCGCCACGUAUCAAUCUCAGUGGGCGUCUCAACUGGGUGCCUUUCAAGACGCCAUUUGACUACAUCCGUCUCCAGGCGUGUUUCUUGAAAAGACACCCAGACGCGGUGGCGUGGUUGCCAGGCAGCUACGGCAGCCCGCAUUCGUCGCGGUGGGCCAAGUUGGAGGUGGACGCCAUCUACUUUGUGGGGGGAUUCGGCGACAGGGCUUAUAUCGGGGCGAUUGACCCGGAGUUGUACCACGCAGCAGACGUGAUUGAGCUGUGA